This is a messenger RNA of Mya arenaria, 2694 nucleotides long. RefSeq lists its product as uncharacterized. The transcript is spliced from 8 exons. Bases 33 to 1331 code for a protein of 432 amino acids. The record is from RefSeq and is a predicted model, not a curated record. NCBI's taxonomy places the organism in Eukaryota, Metazoa, Mollusca, Bivalvia, Myida, Myidae.
UGAAGUAACAUUGGAAUGCGAAGUUAAACAGUAUGUACUUAAUUGUGUAUAUAAAAUCAAAGCUGUUGAACCUUUUAAGAAUGGGAACAUACUUUAGUGCUCAGACAACUGAAUCAACGUUUUACACUAGUGAACAAAGUCAGGCAGAAGUGUUGUCAGAACUUGAAGACAAGUUAUAUGUAUGGAAUGAAAAAAUAAAAGCAAUCAGGUGGAAGAUCAAACAUUCAGAAUGUAUCAGAGAAAUCUUGCCGAGUGAAAUAAGAGCAGCGUCAGAAUAUCUUCGAACCAAGCUGAUUGAAGUACAAGGAGUCGGAUACAAUGCACAUCAAGCGAAGUCUGAUCAUGAAAACAAUCGACCACCAUCCGUCUCUGAACCCGGACAAGAAAAGAAGAACAAAUAUAACCCCGUACAGACAAACUCAUACGAAGAGCUUCAGAAUUGUCUGGUCAAUGCGUUGGAACACAAUGCCCGCCUCGAGGAAUCAAACAAACGGCUUUUGGCACAACUCGAAGAGCUUUCACUUAGACUGAGCCGACUGGCAGGUGAAAGACUGACUGAUGGAAACCCUAACAUCACCGAUCUAAGUGAUCGCAACAGACCAACAAAGCUUGGAGAGGUGUACAGUGAAUUGUACGACAACGAAUGGACAAACGCUUUUGACGGAUUGAUUAGAUCGGGUUACGACGAGUUGGAGGCAAUUCAAACUUUAAAGCUUACACUGCUGAACAUAUACGACUUUUGUGGAAAAAAGGCGGAAACAAUGCUGACUCAGACAGAAGAAGCUGUAAAUUGUUUAUUUAAGGAGUAUAAAAUGCUGACAGGGAAAAAGAAUGCACGACCACAUCUAACAGUUACAAGGAAUCAGUCCCGGGAAAUACGGCGAUCUUUAAAUAAAUUGAUGCAGGAAUAUCUCCUCCAAUCAAAGUGGAAACCAAAGACUCCUGUUUCUGCAGAUCGCAAACACGAACCUACAUACGAUGUGAAAAUUCAGCCUGUUUAUGUUACGGACAAAUUGAAGAAACUUCAAAAGGAGAUGUCGGAAUCAAUGGUGCCAGUUGUCCAAAUGGCUUAUUUGGAGGCAAGUUGGGAUUCAGGCUGUGUUGAAGAUUUGAAACCCUUCAUCAUCAAAUGUAUCUACGUUUGCUGGAUGAUGGUUGUGCAAAAUCCACAGAUGUGUUUUUUCGUGCCUAAAUCUGGAACCGACGUCAACACAAGCAUGUUUAAAACGUACACAAGAAGUGGAAAGGCUGUUGAUUUCAUCGUUUGGCCAGUUAUGAUGCUGCAUGAAAAAGGCUCCGUUGUAUGCAAGGGUGUUUUGCAACCAAAGUAAACCAUGAUUAACAUUACUACGGACAAAAGAAUGUCUGCCUUCACAAUAUUCAUGUUGUAAACUAAACAUAGACACGUAGUAACUUAGAGGCAAAAUGUACAAUCAAUGCUAAAUAGUAUAUGCUCUGCUUGUAUUAUAAAUCGUGCAUCAUUAUUACUAAAACCUUAUAAGACAAUUGGAGUCUUGAAUUUUACAAACCUGGACCAGUAUUUAAACGUUAGAAGAUUCUGAUACGCAGUACAGCUCAGUAAUUAUUACCCUAGCUGAUUAAGGAUUUUAGUCACUAUCUAUAUCAAUUUGCCAAUAAUGAUUUUUUUUACAAUUAUACGUUUUUAAAACAUGUAUUGAGUUAACCAAGUUGUCUUCACAUGAUUUAAACAUUAACAAUCUAAAAACAAAUUGAAACACUUCAGUAUGUGUUCAUAUAUAUGUUUUUAUUGAUCAGAUGUGACUUUUAAUAUUUAUAUGAAAAGCUACAGAAACAAGCCCAAAGGUUGAAACAUAAACCCCGUUUUAUGGCACAUGGUAAACGCCAAAGACAUAGAAAACACACUAAGAAACAACCACAAACACGGAAAAUCAGCAUAGAACUCCACAAACAACACAGUGCAUAUAUCAUAUAUGAAAACUAGGUGUGUUAAUCAAGGAUUGUUAGGUAUCGCCUUGAAACGGUCAGUAAAAUUAACUUUCUAGGGGUUUAAACCAAUUUACACGUUAUUUCCGCCAAUGAAUCCAGUGUUUUCAUGUUAGAUUAUUAAUAAUUCAUUUGGAUGGACAAUAAAAAAUCAGGACUUUUUGGGGAAGUAUAGCAGUUCUCAUUUUUAUUUCGCAUACUUCAGGUAAAGAAUAUUUAUAUCUUAUUCUUAAAAGAUUGAUGUUAACCACCGUUGAUGUAAUUUUAUUCAUAUUUAUAUCAUAAGUCUGCUUGCUUGCUGGAAGUAUUUUGUUUUCUCAAGGGAUAAAGUGAUACCUUAAAUACGUCAAAGUUUUGUUAAAGAGAAAUAUGGCUUAGAAAAGAUUGAUAACUCAUAGGCUAUAUCAUUUAAAUCAAUCAACCCCUUUGUAAUAUAUAUCCAACAGUUUGAUGAAAGGUAAAUUAAGUAAUAAGAUUUUUUCAUUAACAAGAACACUAAAAUGCACUUAUCAUUUAACCGGACCAUGUAUAAAGAUAAAUUAAACAUAUCAUAGCUUAGUUAUUAGAAUAGUGUGCACAAUAAAGGAAAACUAGACAGACUCAUAUAGACAGUGACUAGGUGCUUAAAUGACCCUUCAUUGGAUUUGAAUGUCUUAAAACAAUGCCUUUGUAGAGUGUUGGCCACUGUUUGCCCCUGAAAAUAACAUUGUAUUAUUGAUAAAUAACCAG